This is a messenger RNA of Mesorhabditis belari, 1641 nucleotides long. NCBI's taxonomy places the organism in Eukaryota, Metazoa, Nematoda, Chromadorea, Rhabditida, Rhabditidae. The record is from the annotation of a GenBank genome assembly.
AUGAAAAUCUCGGCCUUAUUACUUUUCCUUUCACUACUUCAACAAUGCCACUCAGCUAAACAUAUUGGAUUAUUCGGUUUGGAUAUCGGAGAGGAAUUUCAUGGUCAAGAAGUGAUCGAUAAACCGUGGAAUGUCACGUGCACGAUUCCAAUCUGUGAGGGCCCUCUAGCCGGGAUUUAUUGCUCGGGCCCAAUCAUCGAAUCAACAUGGCGUUUCGGUCUUCAAGAGUAUUGCCCGGGCCCGGUGCUAAAAUACGAACCCGAACAAGUCCUCGCCAAUUUUAAUGCAUUAUCAUUCCCAAUGAAGAAAGAAACUUUCGCCAAAUUCUGCGACGACAAUUUUGACAAAAAGCAAUAUUUGGAGUUGACAAGUUUGCCCGAUUACGUCGAGAAUGCAACCUUUUUGCCGAGAAUUCGAGAUCCGGAGAUGAGAACUUUUGCUAAAUUGGUGCACACGCGAUGGUCAACGCUGGCUAGACGAUUCGUCCCGGAUAUGAGACACUUGACCACCCGGCUACCCGUGCUCGUCGUCCCAAAUCCAUUCAUUGUCCCCGGUGGCUUCUUUCAAGUUUACUUCUACUGGGACUCGUAUUGGAUCAUAAAAGGCCUCUUGGUCUCCAAUAUGACGUUAACUGUCAAGGGGAUGUUGAUGAAUUUUGGCUUUAUCAUUGAUAAUCACGGCUUCAUACCGAACUCCGGGAAUAUCCAAUUAUCCCGAAGAAGCCAACCGCCACUUUUCGUGCAAAUGUUAGCCGAUUAUUUCUAUGCGACGAAAGACACCGAAUUUCUGCAAACGAUGAUGCCGACGGUGGAGAAAGAAAUGCAAUUCUGGAGGAAGAAUAGGACGGUGAAUGUAUUGGAUAAAAAUGGACGGAAUAGGACAAUGUUUCAAUAUCGGGUGAUCACGAAUUGCCCUCGACCCGAAAAUUUUCUGGUCGAUGUCGAGAAUGGUAUCAAUGGAAGCUACGAUCCACAAGAGAUCUGGAGCAGCACCGCUUCAGCUUGUGAGAGCGGAUGGGAUUUCAGCUCUCGAUGGUUUGAUCACAAUGGAUCGAAAGCUUGCGGAGUGCCAAGUACCCUCAAAGUCUCAUCCACUCAACAAUGGGAUUUCCCGAAUGUUUGGGCACCAAAUGUGCACUUAUUUGUCGAGUGUUUACUUAAUUCGGGUGACCUCUGGCUAGUGAAACAGGCUCGGGAUCUAGCCAAACGCUUCGUGAUCACCGUCAAAAAUGGACUCGUCAAUCCAAAGGCAAAUGUGACGGCGACAAUCUGGGAGAAAUACGAUGCCCGUUUCUCGGAUGGAACAAGGGGAGAAGGCGGAGAGUACUAUGUACAGGAAGGUUUCGGUUGGACAAACGGCGUGAUGCUCGAUUUAAUUAAUAAACUCUUCAUCAAUUCAACACUGGACGAAAAAGAACAAUCGAGUUCCGAGAUUUUUGAAGAAAUGAGAAUGAUGGAGUUUUUCCGUGACGGUUUCCACACUUGGAUCAUUCUCGGAGUGCUUGUCUUUUUGAUGCUCAUCAUCUUUUGGUUCCUCAUCUAUGGCAUAAUCUCCUCAAAACUGUGUUCUUUGGGGAGUCGCCCCACCCGUGAUCGAGCCUCAAGUCAACGGCUACUCGACGAGGAUCUCGAGGAUUUUGAG